AUGGUCACCCUCAAAUCCGGCACCUCAACCGCGGAGGUGUACUUAUUCGGCGGCGUGGUCACCUCGUUUACCAAAUCUGGACGAGACGUGCUUUACGUCAGACCAGAUGCGAAAUUCGAUAAAUCGAAACCGAUAUCCGGCGGCGUUCCGCACUGCUGGCCGCAAUUCGGCCCGGGAGAGAUCCAAGUGCACGGAUUCGCCAGAAACGUGGACUGGACGUUAGUGUCGAGCGGAGAGGAUACGAUGACGAUGAAGUUAUUGCCGAAUGAAUACACGAAGGCGAUGUGGGAUAAAGAGUUUGAAGUCGUCGAGACGGUGUCGAUUAAGGACGACGCUUUAACGUGCGAGUUGGCGGUGACGAAUAAAGGGUCGGAGCCGUUUACGUUCACUGGGAGUUUUCACACGUACUUUGCGGCGGAUAUCGACGCGGUUCAAGUGAAAGGAUUGGAAGGGUGCGAAUCGUUCGAUCGAUUGAAGGAAGAAAGCGGGAAGGUUUCGGCGCCGAUUACGUGCAAAGGGCCGAUUGAUUCUUUGUAUAAGAACGCGCCGAGUCAAAUCGAUUUGGACGUCGGGGGUGGUAACUCGGUUAAGAUUACCGGCGCCGGGUGGAAAGACGCGGUGGUUUGGACGCCGUGGACUGAUAUGGAAGCGUGCUACAAGGAGUUUGUCUGCGUCGAGAACGCGUCGUGCGCCGAGCCGGUGACGGUUGCCCCCGGAGCCACGUGGACGGCGAGCACCAAGUUGGAGUAA
Messenger RNA from Bathycoccus prasinos, 750 nucleotides. RefSeq lists its product with no specific name. Gene Ontology annotation, molecular function: carbohydrate binding; isomerase activity. Gene Ontology annotation, biological process: carbohydrate metabolic process. The record is from RefSeq and is a predicted model, not a curated record. The transcript has a single exon. NCBI's taxonomy places the organism in Eukaryota, Viridiplantae, Chlorophyta, Mamiellophyceae, Mamiellales, Bathycoccaceae. Bases 1 to 750 code for a protein of 249 amino acids.